AUGACCCAAUUCCUGUCGCUGCCGAUCGAGAUCCUCCAUCGCAUCUGCUACUAUGCGGAUCUAUCCAGUCGCAAAGGGCUUCGCCUGAUGAAUCGCCGGCUGGGGGACGUGGCCGCGCGCUGGGUGUUCCACACUAUCAGCGUCUCCCCCCUGGAAGCCAGCUGCGACCGACUACAGAAUAUCCUGCAAAGGCCAGACGUAGCAUCAUACGUCAUGAAGCUGUAUCUUGUCACCUUCGACCUGGAAGAGGAUGGCAAUUGCGUAGACACCGAAAGUCAAGACUGCCAUGAAGAAACGGAGGUUCCCCGACGCUUCUGGGACCUGUUUGAUCAGAUUAAGGACUUCCCUCGCCUGCAGAGCGUCGCCUUGUGUUUCCACUGGGAGCAUUCCAACGGCGAGUGGGUGACGCCGCAACCUACUGAGACUUUUCGCUCGCCUGUGAUGGAGCGAGUAUUCGCUGCAUUGGCUGCGAUGCCCCAGAAGGUGAAUGAACUGGCUAUUCAAGACUUGCACAACGCCAACGAGACAGAUCCGACCGUGGUGGCCGAUAUCAAGCAGGUCUUGGGAGGUAUCCAGUCUCUCCGACUGAACAUCGUCAACGAGCUCUGGGAUGACCCUCCAAGUGAUACCUAUAAAAAAAAAGAAGCUCAGGCUUUCCCCCGCCAGCUGCCUGGAUUCUGGCUGCGGCCAGCAAUGUCGAACCUGCGACAUCUCACCCUUUAUUCCGAUCUUCGCUGGGGCUUUUAUCCCAUUCUCGACUUCACUGGGAUUCACUUUCCCCAGCUCGAGACUCUGGCUCUGGGACACUACGCUUUCGCCGACAAUUCCCAGCUACAGUGGAUCCUCUCCCAUGCCGCGACGCUCACAGAGCUGUAUCUAGACGACUGCAGCAUUCUCUACGCAAUGGCCCGCGAAUGGGACGAGACGGAAACACUUCUCCCACACGACAGGUUCACCUACCGCAAUGAGGAGCACAGAGAACUGUGGGCUCUGUACGACGGGCGCUGGGCAGACUACUUCCGAGCAUUCAAGCACGAGCUGCCGCGCCUACAGCAUUUCCGGUACGGUCGUUUGAUGAAUAUCCGUAACUCGGAGAGGACGCCGUUCGAGAAGGAGACGGAUAUGGAGGUCGCCCUGCAUGAGGAGUCUUACCAAGCAUUUUUCGAGGAGCGCGAGUCCAAUCAGUACGCAUCGGAGGCGAACUGCGAGGAGUGGGAGGUAGAGCAGGAUGGGAUACCUCCUUGGCCGCCUGCCAGUCAGUGGGAAGAGGACAGACAGGCCCUGGGGGAGCUGUGUGCGAAGCUUGGGCAGACAUUGCUCAAAGACAGCAAACAGAAGGACAGCGAGGAGAAGGACGGCGAAUAG
Aspergillus versicolor CBS 583.65 is the source of this 1365-nucleotide messenger RNA. RefSeq lists its product as uncharacterized. Lineage: Eukaryota; Fungi; Ascomycota; Eurotiomycetes; Eurotiales; Aspergillaceae. Bases 1 to 1365 code for a protein of 454 amino acids. The record is from RefSeq and is a predicted model, not a curated record. The transcript has 3 exons.